This is a messenger RNA of Cydia pomonella (codling moth), 4468 nucleotides long. Its product is annotated as DNA-directed RNA polymerase I subunit RPA49-like. Gene Ontology annotation, molecular function: DNA binding. Gene Ontology annotation, cellular component: RNA polymerase I complex. Lineage: Eukaryota; Metazoa; Arthropoda; Insecta; Lepidoptera; Tortricidae. The coding region runs from base 1007 to 2107 and encodes 366 amino acids. The transcript has a single exon. The record is from RefSeq and is a predicted model, not a curated record. Gene Ontology annotation, biological process: transcription elongation by RNA polymerase I; RNA polymerase I preinitiation complex assembly; nucleolar large rRNA transcription by RNA polymerase I.
UACAUCUUCCCAUAGAAAAGUUACAUUUAUUGAAACAUGUAUCUGCAGAUCAUUUUGAAAAUAGUGCUUUUAAUAAAAAAAAUUAAGAAAAAAAGUAGUGAAGGAUUUUAUAAUUACAAUCCGAGUGUAACGAGGUAUUCUAAAAUAGAAUCCUAGCGUAGUGAGGGAUUCAAGUGUUAACGCCUAUGGGUGGUAUUCCACCUAUGCAAUUUCUUUGUCCAAUGUGUAUUGCGUCUCGCAUUUUGAUUAAUGACAGAGUGAGACGCAAUGACAUUGGACCAAGAAAUUGGAUAGGUGGAAUACCACCCUAAGGUGGAAAUAUUUUUGCUACCACGUGAUAAAUUUACAUACUGCUUUUCACAUCACCUAUGAGGAAAUUAUUAUGGUACAAAUAAAUAAAUAAAUUUAAUUAAUGGUAAUUAAAUUAAAUAAUUUAACCUAAGAAGUAUGCAAAAAGAGGAAAAAAGUGAUCCCUCCUAGUAGGGAAAAAAAGUGCUACUUUGAUCCUUCCUAGUGGUGAAGAACAACAAGGUGUUCUAAAAAAAAUCGAGUCCACAUUAAGCUCGACCACGUAUUAGUCCACUCAUAGAACUAUCCACUAUAUAACAUACAACUUAAAUGUGGACUCGAUCCUAACUUGAUUUCGAGUACAAAAUUUGUAGACAAGUGUCUAUAUUUCAACCCUCCCCAUUUUAUCGAUAUCGAUAAGAAACGCAAGCGUGUAGCGUACUACACUAUUUAAAUUGCUUAUGUUGGUACUAUGGUUCUUUGACAGUUCUUUGUCGUACAUUUUGGUAAUGAUUUGCGAAACAAAGGGAUUCCACUCGCUAGUAUGGAAGUCCCGUCUCUUAUAACGUAGUGAUUAUAUGCUCUUUGGUUUGUGGCUACAUUUGACAGUAUGAGUCCAUAGGUUGUUUAUAAAUUUUAUAACCUAAAAAUUAAAAUUGCACGUGAAAUCAAAACGUUGUGUUGUAAUUUUAGGCAGUGCUUGUGCGUGGUUUGAACAAUGACGGAAUUAACAAUAAAUUCGGUUUCUACAAAGGGGCCGAUCUAUCCAAUGUUAAUAAAUUUUCAAAACGGUUACCCUAACGAAGACUUCGAAAGUAAAUGCUCAAUCAUACAAGAGAAUGGGACUAAAACGAUAGCUACGGAACUUGAUGAGCUUGUUUAUUAUGGUAAAGAGGAAAACGAAGAUUUGGGUAAGACCCUUAUACUAGCUAGAAACAGGAAAACGGGCAAAGUACGCCUUAUGGAGGUGGGUUGCGCUGAGCUCAUACCAUAUCGUAAAGUCAACUUGAACACACCAACAACCCAACCAGAAACCAGCAGAUUAGAGCUGAGUAGGAAGUUCGGAUCUAAAAAACAAAGGAAGCAAAUGGAACAGCGGGAGAAAUUAAAAGUAAAUGUUAAAACCGUUACGGAACAGAUGGAAAAUGUAACUGCGAAUAUUUCUAUGGACAAACUAGACCUAUCUAAGUAUAACAAGAACGAUUCUGAUGAAUUCUAUGUACCGCCUGUAGACAGAGACGCGGCUAAACUUGAAGAUGUGUAUGCUGUAGAGAAAAUUAUGUCUAUAGAUGAAUAUGAGAAUAUUUAUACAGAAUUAAAGCAAGAAAAGUAUGAAGAUCUGUACCAUCCUUAUAUAAAAGGUUUAGUUAAAGGCCGGACAUUGUCUCACGAGUUAACGGUGCUGGCAGUUUAUACAAGUGAACUGCUGAAAUUUUUACAGGUUGGUUGCCUUGAAAUAAGAAGGAGAGACUUUAAAAUAUGCAAUUUUUCAAACACAUUAAAUAACGUUGCAUUGAAUAAUUUUACGGAAUUUACUAAAACUGCAACUGUAAACAAGAUGAGAGUUAGACCAACAUACAUGAAAGAUAAGCUCACAUGUCACAUAAUGGUGUUUGUGUUGAUAUUAAAUAAUUAUAAGGUUGCGUUUGAGCCUUUAUGCGCAGCAUUGAAGGUAUCAUCUAAGACUCAGCCUUGCCUCAAUAAGGUCCGUCUUAUCGGAGCUUACAUAGUGCAUACGGAAGGCGGAAAGAUGUUGCAAUUGAGAUUGCCCUUAGCUCCAAGAGCUUCAUUAAUGAGAAGAAAAAGUACUAAGUUUUAAUUCUUUGUUAGAACCACAUUUUAGUUAGAUUCCAGGUCAAAUGAUUAUCAUGGUUAAAUGGGUCAAAAUUCUUUUCUAACCAAAAAUUUGUCAACAAAAAAUUAUGGAGCGGAGCUUUUUGUAUAAGAUGAAAUUUAGAUUUUAAUUCCUCAUGUAAAAUAUAAUCUAUAGCUAGAAGAUGUGCAAUGCAACUUUCAACUUUGAUUUAUUUGAUACAAGACGGAAAUACAAGUGUGACAAAAUGGUGGAGACAGAAGACAAUAGCCGGGUCCACACAGAGCGAGCGAGCAUGUAAAUUGCCUCGCGCGUAUGCCCGCUUUGUGUGGACCCGGCUAAUGAAGAAUAUCUGUUGGCUGGCAGAUCAACUAUGUUAUUUUGUUCUACCAACCGGAACAUUAGUAGUAUAGUUUGUUAGAAAAAACUAACAUGCUUAGUACAUGGCCCAUUAUGGAAAGGACUUGUGGACAAAUCGCGCGUGGUUAGAUAGGGGGAGAGGGGGUCACGAAAAAAUCACGACAGAUCACGUUAGGGGAGGGGGGUAUAAGGACACCUAAAGUGUAUUUUUCUACAGUGAACGAAACUAAAAAACGGCGAUUGGCCCCAGUCACACCUGAUGGAAAGUGAAGAAAGGGCUCAUCGGUUCAGAUCUUCACUUCACACUUCAAAAUAGCGAGUCUAUUUUACGAAAAUAGAAAAAAUAAACAUAAUUUACUUUAAACAGUACUAUUUAUUGUAAAAUUAGGUCGAAUGAAAGAGUUUCAAAAAAAUUCACGUCAGGUUAUGUCGGGGAAGGAGGGUUAGCCAAGAACCUCACCAACUAUCACCAAGGGGUUCAAAAAGUAGCUGAAAAACCUCGCAUGAUUUGUGCACAAGCCCCAAAACUAAAUUUAAAUACCAUACGAGUAGAAUCAGGGUUUAACCUUGUGCUACCCAAUGAAUGGUAAGCUGCAUUAGCUGCAGAGAUAACUGACCCCCCUGCGUAGAAACUUGUUUGCAGGCCUCUUCAGCUUACUGUACACUCCUUUUCGAUAGGAUGCCAACCUUCAUUAAAAACAAACGAAGUAUCAUUUCAUGUCUCGUAUUUUUAUGGGAUAAAUGAAAUUAAACCCAAUUAAAAAUACAACUAGAUUCAGACAUCUUUAUUUUUAGCUAUAAUUUUGUAUGAAGGGCGCCACGAGGUUAAAGACUGACAUAGAGAAAUAAGUAAGCAUAGAGUGCUCACUCCAUGCGUCAGUUUUUUUACCAUCAAGUAGCUGAUUUAUCAGUACCGCUACUUGACAAUAGAUGUCGCAAUGAACGAAAAGUCUAAUGCUCAACAAUUUUCAGCUUAUAUUAUAACUGGAACUCUUAUUUCAACUCCUGCUUGUAAUUUUAGUUGUAAAUUGUUGUACAAUACACUUUUCGUCAGUCACGACACUUAUGAUAUCUAUUGUCGAGUAGCGAUACUGAAAAAUCCGCGUCUACGAAAUAAACCGCGUUUUGGUAAGAAAACUGGUGUACGGAAUGGAGUUAGCACUCUAUGCUUAGAGGCCCACUUAUUUAGAUUAGAUGGCUGAUAUCAAUAUUAUGUUUAAAUUAAAAUAUGAAAUCAAACUUGUAUUAUAUAGACGUGUUACUAAAUGUUGUCAUAAAAUUUAGUCUUGUAGACAUUAAGAUAUCAACCUUAUUGUAUUACCAUAAAGCUUAAAAUUGUAAAGACAAGUUGUUAAAUAAUUUCGAGUAUUUACAGUGUGAGCAUUGACAUAUAUCGAAGGACGAGCCUUACGGGCAAUAAGAAUGGGGCCAGUACAGCGGUGUCGCGCACACGAACUCGAGCCAACGCGAUUGGUCGUAACUAGUUGCGUUAGACUGCACGAUUGGCUCGAAUUCGUGAGUGAUACCACUGAACUAGCACCAUUCUUAGUGCCCGUAAGGCGCGUCCUAAGAUAUAUGUCAAUGAGUGUGAGCCAUUUAUUGGUGUUGUAAAUAAUUGCCUCGUUCUAGCAAGUAGGUUUGAAAGAGACAAAUGCAAUAAUCAGUAUAAAAUACACCCCAGGCCAUAAGUAUGGAAAUAAACUUACAUGAAUCUGAUAGAUUUGUAUACUACUAUUUAACAAUUAAGUAGAUAACAAAAUAGUAAAUAUGAUAACAUUUUAAAUGUAAAUAACUAAAAUUCUGAUUACGGUAAUAAUCAUGUAAUGUAACACUGCACGACUGGUUUGAAUUCGUGAGUGUCACCACUGAACUAGCACCAUUUUUAGUGCCCGUAAGGCCCGUUCUUUGAUAUAUAUGUAUGUCAAUGGGUCGAUGCAGUGUCACUGGUGUUUAGUUAGUUAAUUUAAUGUGGUAUGAAAUCAAAUAAAAUAGGUAUUUUAUCAUAAA